Astrephomene gubernaculifera is the source of this 2542-nucleotide messenger RNA. The record is from the annotation of a GenBank genome assembly. NCBI's taxonomy places the organism in Eukaryota, Viridiplantae, Chlorophyta, Chlorophyceae, Chlamydomonadales, Astrephomenaceae.
CAGCAAACAUGUUACCAGACGGUUAAUAGGAUAGCACCUAAAGCAAGCUAGUUAGUUUGAUACUCACCAGCCCGCUAGCUAGGUCCACAAGCUUACAUCCUUGCCGGACGCGGGCUGGGCUAGGAGGCCUUCAGUACUGAAAUAGGCGAGAAUGCAAGCAGGUCUACGCCGGGGCUUACGGUCGGGGACCCUUCGGGGGCUAGCAUUUAAGGCUGCACGAUGCAAGCACGUAAUGGCUGUCGCUUCUGCGAAAACGUCUAUAAUUCGCGAAAUCCAAAGGCAAAUUGUUAGUAAGGAACGCAGUGCAGUAGAGAUCACACAACAGUAUCUUGACGCUAUCAGCAAGGCGGAUUCUACCGUCUGCAGCUUUAUCACAGUCGAUGCGGAGCAGGCACUUGCGCAGGCUCGUGCGGUCGAUGCACGGAUAGCCAGCGGAGGCACAGAGGGCCUUGGCCCUCUCGCCGGCGUUCCCCUUGCCAUAAAGGACAACAUCUGCACGCAAGGCACCCGCACCACAGCUGGAUCCCAAAUCCUGCGCGACUAUGUGCCAACCUUCGACGCGACCGCGGUCAGCAAGCUGCGCGCUGCUGGCGCCAUCUUCCUCGGCAAAACCAACAUGGACGAGUUCGGCAUGGGCAGCUCCACGGAAAACUCAUCCUACAAGCCCACCCGCAACCCCUGGGACCCACAGCGUGUGCCCGGCGGCUCCUCGGGCGGUUCCGCGGCGGCAGUGGCGGCGAGGGAGUGCGUGGCGGCCCUGGGCUCCGACACGGGCGGCAGCAUUCGCCAGCCCGCCCACUUCUGCGGCAUCGUGGGUCUGAAGCCCACCUACGGCCGCGUGUCGCGGUACGGCCUCAUGUCGUAUGCCUCUUCGCUGGACGUCAUAGGGCCCAUGACGCACAGCGUGGAGGACGCGGCGCUGCUGCUCAACGUGAUGGCGGGCGGUGACCCACGGGACGCCACCAGCAGCGGCCAGCCCGUCCAGGACUUCACUGCGGGGCUGCGGCACAGCAGCAGCAGCAGCGGCUCCUGCUCCUCCUCCUCCUCAGCAGCAGCAGCAGGGACAGGGAGCAGCGGCAGCGGCAGCAGCAGUCGCCCCCUGGCGGGUCGUCGCGUGGGUCUGGUGUGUGAGACGCUGGGGGAGGGGGUGGCGCCCGAGGUGGAGGCGGCGGUGCGGGCGGCGGCGGGGCACCUGCAGCAGCUGGGGGCGGAGGUGGAGGAGAUCUCCCUGCCUACCUUCGGUCUGGGCCUGCCCGCCUACUACGUCCUCGCUCUGUCCGAGGCCUCCGCCAACCUGUCGCGCUACGACGGGGUGCGCUACGGCGCGCGGGCGCCCUCCGCGGCCGACCUGGCCUCGCUGUUCUGCGGCUCCCGGGGCGCGGGGCUGGGCGGCGAGGUGAAGCGGCGCAUCCUGAUGGGCAGCUACGCGCUGUCGGCGGGGUACUACGACGCGUACUACAAGCGCGCGCAGCAGGUUCGCACCCUAGUCCAACGUGAGAUGUCGGGCGCCCUGCAGCGCUGCGACGCGUUGCUCACCCCCACCGCCCCCACCCCCGCCUACCGACUGGGGGAGAAGGCCUCCGACCCGCUGGCCAUGUACAAGGGAGACCUCAUGACCGUCAACGUCAACCUUGCGGGCCUGCCCGCGAUUGUGCUGCCGGCGGGGUACGUGCGGGUGCCAGCAGGGGCAGCAGCAGGGGAUGCAGCAGCAGGGGAGGGGGUGCAGCUGCCGAUUGGCAUGCAGCUGAUCGGUCGGGCGUUUGACGAGGCGGGGCUGCUGCAGCUGGCGCAUGUGUACGAGCAGACGGCGCAGCUGCCCGCGUUGACGCCACCGCUGGCAGUGUGCUGAGGAGGCGGGGGGGUGUGGGUUACGGGUUACGGUGUGCAUUGGGAGCAGCGUUGGUGGGGCCCGGCUGGUUGGUGUGGAUUAACGAGGGUGUAGGGAACCGCAGCAAUGUGCGUAAGUGAGCUGCGUGUGGUUCCAUGUCAGGGUUCAUGUCGGCUUCCGGGUUGCGUGCGUGUAGUUGGUGGCUUAUCGCUUGCAGUGCCCCCGCCCACGGAAGGGGUUGUGAAGGGGAAGCAACUGGGGCAGGGGGUACAGCAGCUGUGGGUGGCAGGCUGGCUGGCAGGCUGGCUGGCAGGAGGGCGCGCGCAAAGGCAGCAUAGCGGCGUAGGGACUCUGGCCGCACAGCUAGGAGUGAGCAGCUAGCUAACUAGGGCAGUUCCUAACCUCGAGCUGCGCUGCUUGGCAGUACUUUGAAGGUACAGUUUUGAGGCGGAUUCUGUGUGAUGGUUACGUGCAGUGUGGCGCUGGCCUUGCAGCUUCCAAGGAGCUUCCAGGAGCCCAGCCUGCGAGCCGGAGGUCUCGUGCGGGUGAAGUGCCGCAUGCGGGCUGAGUGAGGGCUGCUGGGGCGGGUGGCGCUGCGGCGGUGGCCACAGAAGGCCGUCCGGGUGGGAGGUCGUACCACAGUGCCUUGUGGUUGGCACUAGCUUGGCCGUUGUACGGUAUUCAUCCACGGUUAUUUAUGCAUAUGUCCGGAAG